This is a messenger RNA of Phaedon cochleariae (mustard beetle), 624 nucleotides long. The record is from the annotation of a GenBank genome assembly. Lineage: Eukaryota; Metazoa; Arthropoda; Insecta; Coleoptera; Chrysomelidae.
AUGGAUUACACAACUGAUGACUUAGAAAAAGCAGUCACUAUGUUCUAUAGAACUGAAGCACAUCAACAGGCAGAAGCUCAUCAGUGGUUAACUGAAGCACAGAGAUCUCCACAAGCUUGGAGAUUUGUUUGGGAGCUUCUUGAUCCCAAUAAGAGUUCUGAAGUUCAAUUCUUUGCUGCCACAACAUUGCACACAAAGUUGAUGAAAUAUUGGAAUGAAGUACCUGAGGACCAUUAUGAACUAUUGAAGAAGCGUAUUUUGGACUCUAUAAUUACUUAUGCAAUGGGCCCAAAAAUUGUUUUGAACAGGUUGUGCAUAACUCUUUCUGCUUUUGUCAUCCAUACUAUUCCAACCCAUUGGCCAAAAGCAUUUGAAGAGUUGGUAUCGAGCUUCCAACCUCAGUAUUUGCCUAAUGUUGAGCCUGAGAGGGUGAUAUGGAUUCUUCUAGAAAUUUUAACUGUGAUACCUGAAGAAUUUCAAAGCACUACUUUAGCUUUGAGCCAGAGAAACAGAGUGCGACUGGUUCUUCAACAAGUCUCCAAGGAUAUUUUGAAGGUAGUGGAGAUGUGUUUGUUGCCCUUACCGGAAGCAGGGUACUACUUGUUUAUUAGUCCUACAGAAUAA